This is a messenger RNA of Glarea lozoyensis ATCC 20868, 3327 nucleotides long. Its product is annotated as DNA/RNA polymerase. Gene Ontology annotation, cellular component: delta DNA polymerase complex. The transcript is spliced from 4 exons. The record is from RefSeq and is a predicted model, not a curated record. Bases 1 to 3327 code for a protein of 1108 amino acids. Lineage: Eukaryota; Fungi; Ascomycota; Leotiomycetes; Helotiales; Helotiaceae. Gene Ontology annotation, molecular function: nucleotide binding; 3'-5'-DNA exonuclease activity; DNA binding. Gene Ontology annotation, biological process: nucleotide-excision repair, DNA gap filling; DNA-templated DNA replication; base-excision repair, gap-filling.
AUGGCACCCUCACGAGUACCCCAAAAGCGAAUACUCGCCGAUGCAACGAACGCUCGAAACAAUGUCCCAUCCACACCCACAUCCUCGAAAAAGAGGAAACUCGAACCUAUCGCCUCCUCCCCCGCGGCACGAUUCAAGAACUCCCAGAAUGGACCAAAGGGGAAGUUAGCUUCGAGUCAGCCCAGUCAUUUCGAGACGGAGGUUUUGGAGAAGAUGACGCAGGAUAUGGCGGGAUUGAAGAAGCAUAAUUCGGAGAAGGAUCAGCAGUGGAAACGGCCUGAACUGGGGGAGUUUGAUCCGCAGACGGAGAUGCUGUCUUUUCAGCAGAUUGAAAUCGAGCAGGGAACUUUGAGGGGAGGUAGGGCGACGGCGAAGUUGUAUGGAGUUACUGAGAAUGGUCACUCCGUCUUACUUCACGUCACUGGAUUCUUACACUACCUAUACGUUGAAGCUCCGGUUGGAUUCAAGGUGUCGGACUGUGAGAAAUUCAAAACGUUCCUCGAUUCCCAAGUUGCCCAGAGCGGUCCUGCGAUACACUCAGUAAAUCUGGUCAAGAGAGAAAGUUUAUAUUACUACAAGGGAAACCAGCAGUUUGCUUACAUCAAGAUUACGGUCACCUCUCCCAAUUAUGUUGCGACCGUCCGAGGAACAAUCGAGCGAUGUCAAGCCAAUUAUCAGAGAAUGUGGAAACCGGUGUUGGAUAAUGAAGGGAAAGGGCAUAUCCAGACGUAUGAUAUGGUGGAUUAUCUUACGCGGUUUAUGAUUGAUUGCGAUAUUGCCGGAAUGUCUUGGGUCGAAGCACCUCCUAAAUCCUAUACAAUGACACCAAAACAUGAAAGACAGUCCAACUGCCAGAUAGAAGCAGAAAUCGAAUAUCGAGAUCUCAUCACUCAUAAGCCGGUUGGCGAAUGGGCGAAAAUGGCGCCACUGCGAACACUUUCUUUCGACAUUGAGUGCGCUGGUCGCAAAGGUAUCUUUCCAGAAGCCGAAAUAGAUCCCGUCAUUCAGAUAGCGAACGUUGUUACUCGAUACGGAGAGAAGAAGCCAUUCGUUCGAAAUGUCUUCUGCUUGGACGCUACGAGUGUGAUAGUCAACACUCAGGUGCUCACAUUCAAACGAGAAGAGGAGCUGCUUGCGAGGUGGCGAGACUUUCUAGAAGAUGUUGAUCCUGAUAUCAUAAUCGGAUACAAUAUUUGCAAUUUCGACUUUCCUUAUUUGCUGAAGCGGGCUAAUCAUCUCAAAGUCCAAGACUUUUCGUUGUGGACUCGUCACAAGAAUAAACGAUCAGAGGCGACAGCAGCGAGAUUUUCAAGCAAACAGAUGGGGAAUCGAGAAUCGCAAGCGACGAAUAUUGAGGGUCGAUUACAACUAGAUCUGCUUCAAUUGAUACAGAGAGACCACCAACUGCGAAGUUACACCCUCAAUUCGGUCUGCGCACAAUUUCUCGGCGAGCAGAAGGAAGAUGUACACCAUACAAUGAUUACAGAACUUUUCAAUGGAACGCCAGAGACGAGGCGACGUCUAGCGGUUUAUUGUCUGAAAGAUGCAUAUCUCCCACAAAGACUGAUGGACAAAUUGUCAUGUCUCGAAAAUCUUACAGAAAUGGCUAGGGUCACAGGUGUUCCAUUCAAUAUGCUUCUUUCCCGUGGUCAACAAGUCAAGUUCGUCAGUCAAGUUUUCAGAAAAGCACGAGAACAGAAACUCGUCGUGCCUAAUCUCAAGACUUCGGGAGCGGAACAGGACUAUGAUGGUGCCACAGUCAUUGAUCCAACAAGAGGAUAUUACGACGUGCCAAUUGCAACACUGGAUUUCGCAUCGCUAUACCCCAGUAUCAUUCAAGCGCACAAUCUCUGUUAUACAACACUACUUACGAAGGAAGCUGUCAAGACCCUGGAUCUGAAAGAAGGCGAGGAUUACAUUGUCACACCCACCAAAGAAAUGUUUUGUACUGCUGCACGAAGAAAAGGACUGCUCUCUCAAAUUCUUGAAGAGUUGCUCGGAGCGAGAAAACAAGCUAAGAGGGAGUUGGCACAAGAGACUGAUCCUUUCAAGAAGGCUGUGUUGAAUGGUCGACAAUUGGCGUUGAAGGUCAGUGCCAACAGUGUGUACGGUCUUACUGGUGCGGCUGUUGGUAAGAUGCCUUGUUUGCAAAUUGCCAGUAGUACCACAGCCUAUGGACGAAAAAUGAUUGAAAAGACCAAGGCGGAGGUGGAGGCAGAGUACACAAUUGCGAAUGGCUACAGUCAUGAUGCCAAGGUCAUUUAUGGUGAUACUGAUUCUGUCAUGGUCAAAUUUGGCGUGCAGGAUCUAGCCGGUGCGAUGGAGUUGGGUGAGAAGGCUGCACAAUUUGUGUCAAAGAAGUUUGAGAAGCCCAUUAAGCUGGAGUUCGAGAAGGUUUACUAUCCAUAUUUGUUGAUCAACAAGAAGCGAUAUGCUGGAUUGUAUUGGACAAAUCCAGACAAGUACGACAAGAUGGAUACCAAGGGCAUUGAAACUGUUCGGCGAGAUAAUUGUCGAUUGGUUCAGAAUGUCAUUGAGACUGUUUUGAGGAUGAUUUUGAUCGAUAGAGAUGUUCCUGGUGCAGAAAGUUAUGUAAAAGAUACAAUUUCCGACUUACUGCAGAACAAAAUCGACAUGUCGAAGUUGGUCAUCACCAAAGCACUUUCUAAGGAUGACUACGUUGGUAAACAAGCUCACGUCGAACUCGCUGCGCGGAUGAAGAAACGUGAUGCUGGUUCCGCUCCUGGACUAGGUGACCGUGUAGCGUACGUUAUCAUUAAAGGAUCAGCUGGCGCCAAAAACUUUGAACGUUCAGAAGAUCCAAUCUACGUACUCGAAAACAACAUACCCGUCGACACAAAAUACUACCUUGACAACCAACUUGCCAAACCUCUAGGAAGAAUCUUCGAGCCCAUCUUCGGCGAAACGCGAGCAAACUCCCUCCUUACAGGUGAUCACACUCGCUCCGUCGCCAUCGCCGCCUCCACCGUCGGCGGCCUCAUGAAAUUUACCAAGAAGACAUUCACAUGCAUGGGCUGCAAGAAACCCCUCACCCGCAAAGAAGAAGCAGGAGGCGCGGUGUGUUCAGAUUGCGCGCCGCGUAUUGGAGAGCUAUACACGAAAACGCUGAAUAAAGUCUCGGAUCUCGAGGUGCGGUUCAGUAGACUGUGGACGCAGUGUCAACGAUGUCAGGGGAGUGUGCAUUGUGAGGUUAUUUGUAGUAGUAAGGAUUGUCCGAUUUUUUAUAUGCGGAUGAAGGCGAAGAAGGAUGUUGAGGAUGCGGGGAAGGAGUUGGUUAGGUUUGAUAAGGAUUCUGCUGCUUGGUAG